ACGCGAUCCGCUAUUUUUCUGCGACUAGUUUUCUGUUGUUGCCAUUUUUUUGUAUUCAGCGAGAUAAAAACACUUAAAGGCUUUCAGUCACGAGUGUCACGAUGAAGAUCUUUGCUCUGCUCUGUGUUUUUCUUCUUUAUGGGGCUUUGCCUUCACUUCAAGCAGAGAAACACUCCCUGUAUUACAUUUACACCGGUUUGUCCAAACCUGUCGAUCUGCCGGGCAUCUAUCAGUUUAGUGCUAUGGGUCUGCUAGACGACAGACAGAUCGACUAUUACAACAGCAAAGAUCAGAGGAAGAUUCCCAAACAGAACUGGAUAAAGGAGAAAAUGCAGGAGGAUUACUGGGAAAAAGGCACCCAGUCGAGAAAGAGCAAAGAACAGUGGUUUAAUGUGAAUAUCGACAUUCUAAUGAAACGCAUGGGACACAAUGAAUCAGAUCUUCAUGUUCUUCAGUGGAGACACGGUUGUGAAGUUGAGCAGGACGGAGAUGAAGUGAAGUUUUCCAAAGGCAUUAGCGAGUACGGCUUUGAUGGAGAGGACUUGAUGUUUUUUGAUAUUAAGGAGUCUCAGUGGGUCGCCACAGUUGAUGCAGCUCUUCCAACUAAGAGGAAAUGGGAUAAUGUGCCGAUCCUAAACCAGUACACCAAAGGAUACCUGGAGAAAGAGUGUUUGGACUGGCUCAACAAAUUCAGAGAAUAUGCAGACGAGGAUCUCAGAAACAGCUCUCUUCCAGAUGUUCAUCUGUUUGGAAAGAAGACCAGUGAUGACAGAUCCAAGAUGAAACUCACCUGUAUGGCCACUGGCUUCUUCCCCAAAGAUGUGCAGUUGACCAUUAUGAAAAAUCAGAAACAUCUGCCUGAUGAUGAGAUUGAAUCCACAGGAGUUCGACCAAACCAUGAUGGAUCCUACCAGAUGAGGAAGAGUGUGGAGAUCAAGGAGGAAGAAAAAGCAGAAUAUGAUUGUUCUGUGCAGCACAGAAACCUCCGGCAACCAAUUCUCAUCAAGGGGGGUAAUUAAAGCAGUGUAGAAACAGAA
Messenger RNA from Labeo rohita (rohu), 1037 nucleotides. RefSeq names its product H-2 class I histocompatibility antigen, Q10 alpha chain. The record is from RefSeq and is a predicted model, not a curated record. Lineage: Eukaryota; Metazoa; Chordata; Actinopteri; Cypriniformes; Cyprinidae. The transcript has 4 exons. The coding region runs from base 102 to 1019 and encodes 305 amino acids. Gene Ontology annotation, biological process: immune response. Gene Ontology annotation, cellular component: external side of plasma membrane.